This is a messenger RNA of Salvia miltiorrhiza (redroot sage), 885 nucleotides long. Its product is annotated as cytochrome c. The record is from RefSeq and is a predicted model, not a curated record. The transcript has 3 exons. Bases 219 to 557 code for a protein of 112 amino acids. Gene Ontology annotation, cellular component: mitochondrial intermembrane space. NCBI's taxonomy places the organism in Eukaryota, Viridiplantae, Streptophyta, Magnoliopsida, Lamiales, Lamiaceae. Gene Ontology annotation, biological process: mitochondrial electron transport, ubiquinol to cytochrome c; mitochondrial electron transport, cytochrome c to oxygen. Gene Ontology annotation, molecular function: heme binding; electron transfer activity.
UAAUUCCACGCCGCCAGCAAAGAAAACGCAAGAGGGGCUUGAGCACACCACGUUCUCUUUUUAUUUCCCACGCAAUUUCAUACAUAUAUAUAUACCUUCGCCUUCUCCGUCUCCACAAACCCUAGAAAUUUCCUCUUCCAGAGAUUCUCGCUCUCAACCUCUAAAAUCUAGUCAGAAAGGAUUUAUUUUCGGACAUUUCCGGAAAAAUCUGAAUCGAGAUGGCGUCGUUUGCGGAAGCGCCGCCUGGAAACAAGGCCGCCGGAGAGAAGAUUUUCAAGACCAAGUGCGCUCAGUGCCAUACCGUCGACAAAGGAGCUGGCCAUAAACAAGGACCUAACCUGAAUGGUCUCUUUGGAAGGCAGUCUGGAACUACAGCUGGUUAUUCGUACUCCGCUGCCAACAAGAACAUGGCUGUCAUUUGGGAAGAGAAGACUCUGUAUGAUUACUUGUUGAAUCCCAAGAAGUAUAUACCCGGAACGAAGAUGGUUUUCCCAGGAUUGAAGAAGCCUCAGGACCGUGCUGAUCUCAUUGCAUACCUGAAGGAGUCCACAGCAUAAGCGUGCAGAGCAUUACUUACCGUACUUUUGUCAUUUUGCAGUUGGGAGGCACAAUUUACCUUUUGAGUAGCAAAAAAAACAAAUUUCUCUCUAAUAAAUAAUUCUUUGGACUACUUUUUGUUAUUAAACCAAGUCCCUAGUUUGAAGUCCCUCUUCUAAGAGGCAAUAGUUUCAGAUGGAAAUAAAUCUUGAGUACAUUAUGUUUUGUCUAGUUACUAAAGUUCAAAGCAUGUUUGCUUGAACAUUUUUUUUCUAAUAGUAGCCCCUAUUCUGGUCUGUCAAAGAUCUAGACUACAAAUUCUUAUGAUAUGAAUUCGUCUAUAUCCAA